Molecule: messenger RNA, 2413 nt
Organism: Canis lupus familiaris (dog)
Lineage: Eukaryota; Metazoa; Chordata; Mammalia; Carnivora; Canidae
Gene: LMAN2L
Product: lectin, mannose binding 2 like
Exons: 9
Coding region: 39-1118 (359 amino acids)
Biological process (GO): Golgi organization; endoplasmic reticulum to Golgi vesicle-mediated transport; endoplasmic reticulum organization
Cellular component (GO): COPII-coated ER to Golgi transport vesicle; endoplasmic reticulum-Golgi intermediate compartment; Golgi membrane
Molecular function (GO): D-mannose binding
Source: RefSeq, a predicted model, not a curated record
CGGGGCGGGCUUUUAAUGAAGGGAAGGCGGUGGGAAAGAUGGCGGCGGCUGUGCGACCCUCGGGGUGGUGGCAGCGGUGGCGGCGGCGUUUGUCGGCUCGGAAUGGGUCCAGGAUGUUGUUCCUUCUCCUUCUGUUGGGGUCUGGGCAGGGGCCACGGCCAGUCGGGGCGGGUCAGACGUUCGAGUACUUGAAACGGGAGCACUCGCUGUCGAAGCCCUAUCAGGGUGUGGGCACAGGCAGUUCCUCACUAUGGAAUCUGAUGGGCAAUGCCAUGGUGAUGACCCAGUAUAUCCGCCUUACCCCAGAUAUGCAAAGUAAACAGGGUGCCCUCUGGAACCGGGUGCCAUGUUUCCUGAGGGACUGGGAGUUGCAGGUGCACUUCAAAAUCCAUGGACAAGGGAAGAAGAAUCUGCAUGGGGAUGGCUUGGCAAUCUGGUACACAAAGGAUCGGAUGCAGCCAGGGCCUGUGUUUGGAAACAUGGACAAAUUUGUGGGGCUGGGAGUAUUUGUAGACACGUACCCCAAUGAGGAGAAGCAGCAAGAGGCCCAGAAGAGGCGAUAUUCUCCAGGAGUCCAGCGGGUAUUCCCCUAUAUCUCAGCAAUGGUGAACAAUGGCUCCCUCAGCUACGAUCAUGAGCGGGAUGGGCGGCCUACGGAGCUAGGGGGUUGUACGGCUAUCGUCCGCAAUCUGCAUUACGACACCUUCCUUGUGAUUCGCUAUGUCAAGAGACAUUUGACGAUCAUGAUGGACAUUGAUGGCAAGCACGAGUGGAGGGAUUGCAUUGAGGUGCCUGGGGUCCGUCUGCCCCGGGGCUACUACUUUGGCACCUCCUCCAUCACUGGGGAUCUCUCGGAUAAUCACGAUGUCAUUUCCCUGAAGUUGUUUGAGCUUACGGUGGAGAGAACCCCGGAAGAGGAGAAGCUGCAUCGAGAUGUGUUCCUGCCCUCGGUGGACAACAUGAAGCUGCCUGAGGUGACCGCCCCAUUGCCGCCCCUGAGUGGCCUGGCCCUCUUCCUCAUUGUCUUCUUCUCGCUGGUGUUUUCCGUAUUUGCCAUCGUCAUUGGUAUCAUACUCUACAACAAAUGGCAAGAACAGAGCCGAAAGCGUUUCUACUGAGCCCUCCUGCUGCUGCCACCUCUGCCUGUCACCAUGAGCAGGCUCUGGCCUGAGUGCAGAGCCGGGCAGGCCUCCUGCAGUCUCCAGCAGCUGGUCAGGGACUCUGUUCUCUCACUGGAGCUUUGAAUGCAGGGAUGCUGCAUUGCCAUGGUUACCGAUGGGGACAUCUAACUGGUUCAGGAAGCCCACCUACCCCAGGGCAGUGCUGCUGUGAUGUGCCUUUCCCUGCAGUCCUUCCACUUGGGAGCGAAGAGGGAUGGAGAGGAUAUAUAUACGGUUCUGAUGCCAAAAUCACAGAAGAGAAUUUAAUUGCUCAGGCUGCCUUGUUGUUGGACUCAGAGGACCCUUGUACUUCAUUUUUAAAUCUGCAGAGAACAUAACACUGAUAACGCCUCAUACCUUCCAGGCAGCCAUUCAUUGGGUUUUUGCUUUUUACCCAGGCCUCCGUCCACCUGAAGAAUUUUCAUUGGAAAUCUGGGUGGACACUUCUCCCCUGUGUUGCCUUCUCCCUCCAUUCAUUGCUCUCUCCACAUGCAGCCUGAGCUGGAAGAGACAUCUGGAUGCCUCUCUUUUGGAGGCUGGGGCUGCAGAACAAACUUAAGUUUCACUGACCUUCCUUAGGUGGCCACAGGGAGAGGGCUGUUUGCUUUGGCUCACUGCUCUAGCUGAUGUUUAGCAUGAAUCUGGCUUCUGUUGGUUUGUUUGUGACCUUCUCAGUUGGUUCCUUUAGGCUCUCAGUCAAGUUUGGCUGAAAGUUGGUGUGCAAGAGAAGCUUGUAAGACUUCAUGGAUACAAUGGGAGUAACCAUGAAAUUGACCAGCUCCACGUGUCCACACCAGAAGCACCGUUUGCCAUGUGAGCUGACCAUGUGGAGAUGUUUCUAGACUCUGGAGCCUGCCUAACUGCGUGUUUUGUCUUUAUCAUGAUUUUUGGAAUCUCAGAGUGUUCAAAACCUAAGGAAGCUUUUGGAUACUCCCUAAAGAGGAAUCUUGGCUUCUAAUGGAUAAGAAGCAGUUGCUAUUCUCCUGUUGCAAAUCUGGGAGCAAUGGACCUUCGUCAUCUGUGCCUGGAAGAGUUCAUUGUCAUUGAGUAACAGAGUGUCCUCCUCUGUGGGUCAAUCCUUAUUCCACUGCCUUAUCUGACAAGGGGUCAUGUGCUGCUCACCUGUCUGCCCUGUGAUUAAAUUGGCCAAUAGGCCAAUCUCCCUGGGGGGUCUGAAGCGCUGAGCUCUCCUAGCCAUGUACUUCUGUAGCCUAAGGGAAAUUCUUAAAAUGGCUGAUGGAAACCAAACAUGA